GAGCUAGCGAUUGCGCGAUGCCGCGAUGCGCGCUUCUAUAUCGUUUACAAUUCGUGGUCGUGACUCGCACUUCAACGCGUCCCGACCGUCCGUGAUUGACAUUUCGCUCUGCAAGGUGUCAGAUAUUUUUACAGAAACAUGAGUAUCCUCGCGUACAACGGUGGCGCCGUGAUAGCCAUGAAGGGCAAGAAUUGCGUGGCCAUAGCGGCCGAUCGCAGAUUCGGCAUACAGGCGCAGACGAUAAUGUGCGACUUCCAGAAAAUCUACGAGAUGGGACCGCAUUUAUACGUCAGUCUACCCGGUCUCGCCACCGACACGCAGACCGUCAUGGAGAGGCUGCGCUUCCGCCUGAACCUGUAUGAGCUCAAGGAAAACCGCAAGAUCCACCCCAAAACGUUCACCGCCAUGAUCUCGAAUCUCCUCUAUGAGAAGAGAUUUGGGCCAUACUUUGUCGAGCCCAUAGUUGCCGGACUCGAUCCGGUCACGUUUGAACCGUUCAUCUGUAACAUGGACCUGAUAGGUUCCAGAAACAUGGCUGAGGACUUUGUAGUGGGUGGAACGUGUACGGAGCAACUUUAUGGCAUGUGUGAGUCGCUUUACGAGCCAAAUUUGGAGCCUACAGAGUUGUUCGAGACUGUCAGCCAAGCUUUAGUUAAUGCAUUUGAUCGGGACGCGAUAUCUGGAUGGGGAGCUGUUGUCUAUAUUAUAGAAAAGGAUAAGGUCACAAAAAGGACUAUUAAAACGCGAAUGGACUAAACAUAUUUACCUUUUAUAUCAAUAUGUGCGGUCAAAGUUUCAUAAUUAUUGUUGUAACUAAGUCUAAGAAAUGUAAACAAAAACGUAUAAAUAACUUUUAAUUAAUUAAACCCCUGAUUUUUGAGGAUA
Molecule: messenger RNA, 885 nt
Organism: Solenopsis invicta (red fire ant)
Lineage: Eukaryota; Metazoa; Arthropoda; Insecta; Hymenoptera; Formicidae
Gene: Prosbeta3
Product: proteasome subunit beta type-3
Exons: 3
Coding region: 139-756 (205 amino acids)
Biological process (GO): proteasome-mediated ubiquitin-dependent protein catabolic process
Cellular component (GO): proteasome core complex, beta-subunit complex; proteasome core complex
Source: RefSeq, a predicted model, not a curated record